UAUUGAGAUGCCCCAAAAAUGCAAAUCCCAGCAACCCAUCGGAAACCCCAGGAAGCUGUCACCUAAAAUCGGAAGAAAAAAAGCUUUCCGCCACUCACCUCCUCGAACAUCACCAUCCAACGGGUUUUCGACCUUCACCAACCAUGAUCGAUAAAUUCAAGCUCGGAUCCGGUUUGAUUCGGUACAUCCGCGGAACGCCGGCAGUCCCGGCGAAGCCAAAAUUCAAGUACAUUCAACCGGCGAAAACACCAGCCCUUCGAACCCAGCAAUGCACAGCUGUGGCGAAAGACUACUACAGCAUCCUGGGCGUGAAGCCGUCCUCCAGCUUCCGCGAAAUUAAAAAGGCCUACUACUUGCUGGCCAAGGAGUCCCAUCCGGACCUACAGCAUUCGGGUUCCGGCACGCGGACGCCGGUUGACGAAGCCAAAUUCAAGGAAAUCACCGAAGCUUACGAGGCGCUGAUGAGUGAGCAGAAAAAGGGCGACAGUGUGAUAGCGCUCAAUCCGGAACUGUACCGGAACGUCACCCGUGAGCGGCAUAAAACGAUCGCCUCCAGCUGGAACGCCAUCAACGAAUUGAACUACGAGGACGUUAUCCUGACGAUUUCCUUCAAGGAAGCAGUGGAGGGCGGAAGACGUGAGUUGAAACUCCCCGUUGGAUCCAAAUGCGACAAAUGUUCCGCCUGGGGCAGCUUUCCACCGCUGGACAACGAGGGCAUGUGCAAGAUCUGCCAGGGCACCGGGAAGCAAACCAUCCAGACCGAAAACGGAACUCUUUGGAUGACGUGCAAAUUCUGCAAAGGCGUCCGGACCGCGCCCCAAACUUUGGUCUGUCCCAAAUGCCACGGCAAGGGAAUCACGUUGAAACCAACCCCGCUUAUGGUCAACAUCCCGAAGGGCUCACAAAACCGCGAUAUCAUCAAGUGCCGCGUCCCCGGCCAUCAGCGCUCGGUCAACAUCAUCCUGAACGUGCAGGACGUGGACCGGUUCCAGCGGGAUGGCCUCAACAUCCAUUCGACCGAACAGAUCACCCUGACCCAAGCAAUUCUCGGAGCAAACAUACCCAUCAAAGGUAUCAACGGUAUCUUCAACGUCCACAUUCCACCCGGAACGCAACCCGAGACGGUGAUGCGCAUCCCCGGCAAGGGUAUCUGGGACCUUUCGGCGCAGGAACGGGGUCAGCACAUUGUAAGAAUCAAAAUCAUCAUCCCCACGGAAGUGACUCCCCGGCAGAGACAUCUGCUCAAGGAACUGGACGCCACCCUACCGGGCGACAAUAAAUCGGACUCACCGUUUUCACGUUGAUUCCCCACUGGCAGUCGGUCCAGCGCUCCUUCCAGGCUCGCAGCAACAUCAACUUGAGGAGCGUCGUUUUGUUGGUGGUUUUCUGGUUGUCCAUGAUCAUGUUUUUCGGCUACUUGAUUCAAUAAAUGCGUCUGGUGGUUCACUUGAGCAACUGAAA
Aedes albopictus (Asian tiger mosquito) is the source of this 1461-nucleotide messenger RNA. RefSeq names its product chaperone protein DnaJ. The transcript has 2 exons. Gene Ontology annotation, biological process: protein folding. Gene Ontology annotation, molecular function: heat shock protein binding. The record is from RefSeq and is a predicted model, not a curated record. NCBI's taxonomy places the organism in Eukaryota, Metazoa, Arthropoda, Insecta, Diptera, Culicidae. Bases 144 to 1304 code for a protein of 386 amino acids.